UUUCAUUUUUCGAGAUCUCACUUUAUUACUGUUGCCCAAUUUUCUGUUGUAUUGUUCAACUUUAUAUUACUGAUUUGAAGUCUUGCUGGAGAAGCCUGAAAAAGAAGAGCAAGGCGGUAUCAAAACAGCCUCAGAUAAUAGGUGACCUUCGGUGUUGGUUUCCUGAAGAAUCCAGAGAAACAGACCUGCUCAGCGGGAUGGACGGCAAAGGCUCCUACCAGGUGAAGGGCUGGAAGCUCACACAGCAGCAGUUUGUGGCCCUUCUGUGGAAGAGGCUGCUGAUUGCCAGACGGAGUCGGAAGGGAUUCUUUGCUCAGAUCGUCCUGCCAGCUGUAUUUGUCUGCAUUGCCCUGGUGUUCAGCUUGAUCGUGCCCUGCUUUGGCAAGUCCCCCAGCCUGGAACUUCAGCCUUGGAUGUACAAAGAACAGUACACAUUUGUCAGAAACAUGCCCUGCUCCGUGGGGGAGGAGGAGUGGACCACCGCUCCGGUCCCCCAGACCAUCGUGGACCUCUUCCAAAAGGGGAACUGGACGAUGGAGAACCCCUCACCCACCUGCCAGUGUAGCAGUGACAAAAUCAAGAAGAUGCUGCCCGUGUGUCCCCUGGGGGCAGGGGGGCUGCCUCCUCCACAGGAGGAGCAUGUCACGGACAUCCCUGUGUCCAUCUGUGUCAUCUUUGAGAUGUUCUUCGUCUCAAGCCAGCUCUGUUGUGUUCCUGAUCCAGGAGUGGGUCCGUGAGGCCGAGCACCUGCAGUUCAUCAGCAGAGUGUAGACUGUCACGUACUGGCUCUCCAGUUUCGUGCGGGACAUGGUAAGAACACCCACCUGCUGCUGCUUUCUAAAUCUCCGUGUCAGGGCUAUGGAUUGGAUGAAAGAGGCCCUGUCUCUUCUAAGUGUUCUAGCUAAUCUAAAGAUGAAUGAAAAAGGGAAAGGCAGAAGCAACUGUAUAUUUUCAUGACACAGA
Messenger RNA from Neogale vison (American mink), 963 nucleotides. Its product is annotated as phospholipid-transporting ATPase ABCA1-like. The coding region runs from base 198 to 737 and encodes 179 amino acids. NCBI's taxonomy places the organism in Eukaryota, Metazoa, Chordata, Mammalia, Carnivora, Mustelidae. The transcript is spliced from 4 exons. The record is from RefSeq and is a predicted model, not a curated record.